Gallus gallus (chicken) is the source of this 3126-nucleotide messenger RNA. It is a transcript of the gene CCNG1, whose product is annotated as cyclin G1. The coding region runs from base 193 to 1080 and encodes 295 amino acids. The transcript is spliced from 7 exons. Gene Ontology annotation, molecular function: cyclin-dependent protein serine/threonine kinase regulator activity. Lineage: Eukaryota; Metazoa; Chordata; Aves; Galliformes; Phasianidae. The record is from RefSeq and is a predicted model, not a curated record. Gene Ontology annotation, cellular component: nucleus; cytoplasm; cyclin-dependent protein kinase holoenzyme complex. Gene Ontology annotation, biological process: regulation of cyclin-dependent protein serine/threonine kinase activity; mitotic cell cycle phase transition.
GGGGCGGGCCGGGCCGGGCGGAGCGGAGCCCGAGGCGGCGUAGCUGAGCGGUGCCGUGAGGGGUGCAUGGCACCCUGCGGGCGGGGGUCGGCGCCCGGCUGGGCGAGAGUUGCGUAGGGGUAAGCUCGCGGCGUCACGCGCACCGCCUCGGGACCCUCCCUCGGCACAAGGAAGCAGUGAGGCGGCGACAAGAUGAUUGAGACGCUUGUGAGCAGCGAUGCCCGGGCGCUGCUGUACCAGCUCACGGCUCUGCUGGAGCACGAGCUGCGGUGUCAGCCGAAGGGCUCGGGCCUGAGGCUGAUCGAGUCUGCCCAUGACAACGGCCUCCGAAUGACCGCAAGGCUGCGAGACUUCGAAGUGAAGGACCUGCUCAGCUUAACUCAGUUCUUCGGCUUCCACACGGAGACCUUCUCGCUGGCCGUCAACUUCUUAGAUAGAUUCCUGUCCAAAAUGAAGGUACAGCCUAAACACUUGGGCUGUGUUGGACUGAGCUGCUUCUACCUGGCUGUGAAGGCAACAGAAGAAGAGAGAAACGUUCCCUUAGCCACCGACUUAAUUCGAAUAAGCCAGUAUAGGUUCACUGUUUCUGAUAUGAUGAGAAUGGAGAAAAUUGUAUUGGAGAAGCUUUCUUGGAAAGUCAAAGCAACAACAGCCUUCCAGUUCCUACAGCUUUAUCACUCACUCAUUCAUGAGAAUUUAAGCUGUGAAAGGAAAAGAUACCUUAAUUUUGAGAGACUUGAGACCCAGCUUAAGGCAUGUCACUGCAGAAUCAUGUUUUCUAAAGCUAAGCCUUCUGUCUUAGCACUGUCUAUUAUGGCACUAGAGAUAGAAGAACAAAAACUACUGGAGUUGACAGAGGCAUUGGAAUUUCUGCAGUUGCAUUCCAAGAUAAACAGCAGAGACUUGACCUUCUGGAAGGAAUUGGUGUUGAAGUGCCUUACAGAAUAUUCCUCGAGCAAGUGUUCCAAACCAAAUGUCCAGAAAUUAAAAUGGAUCGUGUCUGGACGUACAGCACGGCAGCUUAAACAUAGCUAUUAUAGAAUAACACACCUUCCUACAAUUCCAGAAACCAGCUCAUAAUAGUUUCUUAUUCCACAUAGGUAACCUGUUGGAGAUGUUAACGUAAAUGUAGUAGGCCUGUCGCAGAGGCUGGUCUGUUCUCGUGUUCAUGCUUGAGCCUGUGGUGUACCUAAAGAAGUGGCUACCUAAUAUGUGAACACUGGAAAAGGAACUGAUGCUUUGGUGUACUCUGGGAGCAGAAAUGUAUUCUACAGACACUGGGACCUCAUUCAAACUUAAAUACGGAGUAAAACUGGUAAAAAAGCAGGGGAAAUACUUAGCUUGCUCCUAUCACAGAAAGAAUCUAAGAGGAAACAGUUGCCUGUUAGAAGCUCUCUUGCAAUAGUUCACUGAAGCCACUUAAAGACAGCUUCAUACACUUUUGAGUUGGAUAGCUGUCUAUUUAGUAAAGUCUGAAACUCAUUUGGUUACACAUACUGCAGUCGAUUACUUGUGGAAUCACUCACUACUUCCUUAUCUAGACUUCAAUUCCAAAGGCUACCUAUCUUCUUUAAAAGCUGUCUUUCUGUGUUAAAGUCUGUCUUAUGCUUUAUUUUAUUCUUGGAGGAAUUCCUUUAGUUAGUUGAUUGUUCUGUAUGGUGUUUUCGUUUGUUUUACAGGAGUACAAUAAAAGGAGAGAACCAGCCUGAGACCUGUUCACAGACAGAGAAAGAUUCGAGAAACAUCUUAAUGAAGAACUUGACUAUAGCAAGAAUAUAUAGCAGUUCAGACUAGAAUUCCUUGCAGCAAAUGUUCUUUUCCAUGAUGACUAUGAUACCUAAUGUUAGCUUUUGGUCUUACUAGACGAUUUACUAUUUAAGCAGUAAAAUGUCACAAUACUGAUGCAAAGAAUUUAAUACCUUAUAGUUUGUAGAGCAGCUUGUGUAAUCUAACCUUGUUUUACAGUAAGUGCAGGUGCAGAAUUAUAUAUGAAAUUGAAAGUUUGGUUCACUUUCCAAAGACUACAUGACACAAGGUGAACAUAUGCAGUAACACAGUGCUUCAGUGUCUCAAGCAAACUAAAGACCACCUUACUCAAUACUGAUAGGAGUAACAAAUACUCGUCAGUCCACCUGAUGUGCUGUUUGGACAGCAGCAUGCAUCUGUGUUCCUACGGGGUAGGGGGCUGGCCUUUUACCAUGGACACAAACUGAAAAUAAGGCCUUCUGAUGCCUGUUGUGUAGUCAUUAGCAGUGCAUCACUAGCAUCAGUAUUACGUGGGAAGUGUGGUUUGCUGAGGUUAGGGAUGAGACUGAGUGUGUGGAAACUUCAUAAUACCUACUGCUGGCUAGGGAGAAAGCACCACAGCACCUGCCCAAAUUGGGUAUCAGUUAGCCAGGGUUCCACUGUACAAGGACAGGAGUAAAUGCUGGUAAUGAACAAGAGGGACAAGCACAGUCAGAAGUGUUCAAGCUCCACUGUGCUCCUACUUACAGGCUACUCAAGAUGAAGAAAACCUGAAGACUGUUGCAACCAUAGUCUGUUUAACAGUGAUCUUACUAAGUAAAAUUGCUGUUUUUUCCCUGAAGACUAAGUCAGUACUUGAGGUGUAUCAUGCUGCUGGUUCUAAUGUGAAAGUGAACAAGAACAAUAUGUUAGAGUAUGUCAGAUGGAUGAGCACUUGGGGGAAUGUUGCUUAUGACUCCUUGAAGUCUGUUAAAAUCCGGUCGUUGUAUGAAUGGAGUCAGUGGAGAAGGAAGGAAUCUGCAUGUUUGGAAUACUCUGUGGGCUUACCAGGCUUGCCUACCAAAUCCAUCUCCUUUAUGGAGGAGGAGAUGACUCUUCAUUUUUCUCAAAAUAGUUAAACUUCUCACAGAAAACUACAUACCAAAGCUCUGUACUGGACAAAUCAAGCUUUCUCAUAAACUCUUGGGAAUGGUUGUGCUGCAUAAUGUGGAUGGAAAACCCAAUUCAAUCAGUGCAACGUAUGCAUUGUGCUGAAAGGAAUACAAGUGAUGUAGACAAAGGGGCGGUCAGCUUAUUGGGAAAGAGCAAGAUGCAGCGUGCUAUUGUGCUGGUAUUGUCAUGUCUGAAGAUAUGUACCUUUCAAUUAAACGUUGAAAUGCA